Molecule: messenger RNA, 6167 nt
Organism: Mobula hypostoma (lesser devil ray)
Lineage: Eukaryota; Metazoa; Chordata; Chondrichthyes; Myliobatiformes; Myliobatidae
Gene: mxi1
Product: max interactor 1, dimerization protein
Exons: 6
Coding region: 173-811 (212 amino acids)
Biological process (GO): regulation of transcription by RNA polymerase II
Molecular function (GO): DNA-binding transcription factor activity, RNA polymerase II-specific; protein dimerization activity; RNA polymerase II cis-regulatory region sequence-specific DNA binding
Source: RefSeq, a predicted model, not a curated record
GGAGGGUCGGCUGCUUGCAGAUCGCUCGCUUCCCCCCCUUUUUUUAAAAAAAUCACAUCUUUAAUUUUUAGUUAAGAACUUCCUUGUUUUUCUAAAAAAUCCACCCAUUUUUAUACAAAAAUAUUUUUGUACCUUGUAAAUAUACACGACCAAAUUUAAAAUAAACGAAAUAAUGAACGCAGUGCAAUUAAUCAACAUCCAGAGACUGAUAGAAGCGGCCGAGUUUUUAGAGAGAAGAGACCGAGAAGCUGAGCACGGAUAUGCAUCGUCCUUACCCUGCGAUGCCGAGGCGACCAGGAGGAAAAUGAAAACCAAAAAGAAUUCGAGCAAUAGAUCUACACACAAUGAAUUAGAAAAGAACCGUCGAGCACAUCUUCGUCUCUGCUUGGAAAGAUUGAAGGAACUUAUACCACUGGGAUCAGAGUGUACCAGGCACACUACUCUUGGUUUACUCAAUAAAGCCAAAGCACAUAUUAAGAAACUUGAAGAGCUGGAUAGGAAGUCAAUGUACCAGAUUGAGCACCUGGAAAGAGAGCAUCGCUUUUUAAAGAGGAGAUUGGAACAGCUACAGGGUCUGCCAGAGAAUGAACGACUGCGAAUAGAUAGCAUAGGAUCUAAUGUCUUCUCUGAUCGUUCAGAUUCAGAACGAGAAAUUGAAGUGGAUGUUGAGAGUACAGAAUUCUCCCAUGGAGAUGUGGACAAUAUUAGCACUUCUAGCAUCAGCGACCUUGAUGACCACAGCAGCCUCCAAAGUGUUGGUAGUGAUGAAGGUUACUCCAGCAGCAGUAUAAAGCUGUCCUCAUCCAUUUAAGGAAGACCCUGAAGCUACUGCAAAUAUGCCUGAGGGAUCACAAUAUGACAAGCUACUUCAGCUUUGGACUUUUGUGAGGAAAAAAUAGGUUAAGGACAUGUGCUUGUACUACAAUACUCAUGCACGAGGCACUCACCUAAUACUGAGAUAAAUUACAUUGUUUUGAAGAAAGAAAUAGCACAUAGUGCAUAGGAUUGUGGGUACAAAGCAACCACUAUUUAGAUGGUUUCUUUAUGUAUCCACAGAUAAUUCAUUAGUGUCAAUUCAGUUGGAAAAUACAAGCCUUUUUUUAAAAAAAUGCACUUUUAAGGUGAAGGGCAUCUUGAUGUGUAGCCCAGAGUUGCAAUGUAAUUUGAACAAUGCUGGUAAGCUUGGCUUUCUGAUGGAUUGUUUCUAACCUGCACUUGGAGGUCUUCGUUUCCUUUACAACCACAGACUUUACCUCUGUGGAGACCUCGCCAAUCCAAUUGUUUAAAGUCCAUUUACUGUAAAAAAAAUAUUAAUUACCCCAAAUAGAAAUGGAAAAACACUUUACCAAGUUGGUAAUUUAUUGCUGAUUUUAUUUGGUGUGUUUAAAAAAUGCAAGAGGUGUAUCUUGCCCCCUUGGAUUCUCCCAAGUUUUAUGAAGUUAAAUCAUAGGGACAUUUUUUUCAGUUUUUGUUUGUGCUGAUAUUGUGCCUUCUAAGUGUGCAUUGUGUUGUCAUGAAGUUAGUGUCUCUGUUAUCUAUUUGUCCCUGCAUGUAUCAGAGCAGCUUAAAAAAAGUACAAUCUUAAUCUUUUGCUUCCUUCAACCUUAGUUCCAUUCUAGAAUGGCCUGAUUACUUGACCUCCUCAACCCCUUCAGAAGCAAUUUUGAAGCUCCCAUUACCAAUGAAGUUGAUAAUCAGCUUUGCAAGAAUAAAAAUCUAUAAGCAUUAGUAUUUGAUUUAGCUUUUCCUGUAUGUGCACACCACAGUACAGUUAAUGGUAUUUUUAUAGAGAAGAGAAAGUGUUUAUUGUUACUAUGGUUAAAUCCAGUGUUGAUGUUAACUACAGAAGUAUUAGUAGUAGACUCAGUACUAUGGCUUGCAUAGUGUUCAACCAAGUUGAAAACCACUAGGGACUAUUAAGCAGAGGGCUUGUCUGCAUUUGUAUUUAACUUUUGCCUGUAGCUGAGCUUAACAAUUUUUAUUCAGAGAUAUUUCAAUCUUAGUUUUGAAAAUUUUGUGCAAGUCUUGAUUUCAUCUCCGAGAUGUCCUUCCCCUGAAAGUCCAUCACUGCUCUAUAGCCUGCUGGAUAAAUUGCAUAUCAGGAUAUUGCAGUUAAGUUGCACAAUGUUUUAACCAUUAAAAUUUGACAAAAUGUCAUGGGGAGUACACCUAUGAUUUGACAAAUGUGUUGUUGAUGAGAAAAGGUUCAGAGCUUGAUAGAUGCUUUUCUAAAAUCAAUCAGUAAAUGUUUUGGGAAAAAUUAACCCUCAAAAGUAGAAUUCUGUUUUGAGUUGAUUAAAAGGCACUUCCAAUAAUCAAUUUUGUACUGCCAUUAUUCAGUUUUUUGGGUCAAGGACCUUGGAGUAGUUAGGGUAAUUGGAAGAGUUAAUAUGAACAUUUGUUUGUGAGCUUCAACAUGAUUCCAAAUUUAUUUAACAAAUCAAUAAUAUUUUUCCUGUGCUUACUUCUGGUAAUUUUUCAAAUUUAAAAUUAGUACAUUAAGUAAUUCUGGUCACCAUUUGUUUGCCUUUUUUAUAGGUUCCAGUUUUGACUGGGCUUAUAAGAAUAUUUACAAAAGCAAAGGUGAAAUGCAUCAAAUUGUACGAAAGGCAGGUAUUAAUUGCAUGUGCUUUCCAUUCAGUUCUAGACUAAGGCCAUGAAAAGCCUUCCAUUUGAAGAAAAUGAAAAUUUACUGUUUUCAUUGAACUUAACAUUUAAAACAGGGAAAGUUUGGUUCUGGUGCUGUUCAGUGUUAGUUAUUUGGGAAUUUCAAAAUUGCAUAAUUUGAAAUUGCUAUUUGGUAAUAUAUAUUUAAUAUACUUAACAGCCUUGUUCGGCUUAGUUACCAAGUUCAUAUGAAUAAUGCACAAAUUUGGCAGCUCUGCAAUAUAUUUCAUAGCCUAAUCACUUAUUUUCUGCUUUGCCUCUUUUCUGAGAAGUGAGCAGAACAUGAAUGUAAAACAAGAGGCAGCUUUUUCCAAGACACUCAGCUACAAAAUCCUGUGACUAAUUGAAUGUGAAUGACCAAUUCUAGAGUAACACUUAAUAUUCACCAGCAACUUCCACGUUUACACCAUGAGACAUAUCCUAUAGAUAUCACCUGAUUCUGAUGACAUUUAUGACCAAAUCUUUUAAAAUUGUGAUUCUUUCCUAUGUCAUAAUCAUCCUUAAGUAAGUCUAGAACUACCUGCUUGUCAUUCAAGUUGUGUAGUGGCUUAAUCUUAUUAGAAGGUAAUCUAGUUAUGCCUAGUAGACUCACUAAAGUUCUGGUUUUGGUGUUGAGCAAUCAAUAAUGCUGCAGUGUGCUUUGUCAAAAAACACUCAGUGUAGCUGUUACAUUUUAAUAUAGACCACUCAACUAGAUAGUAACUGUACACACAAACAGCUGGUGCAUGAAAUGAUGCAGGAACAGGAAUCAUAUGUAAGUAGACAAAAGAUUGUCAGCAAUGUUAUUCACUCAAAUUAAUAUUGCCUGAAAGAGAUCAAUGUUCAUAGUUAUAGUUAAGAACACAUAAUCUUAAUGAAAGGCAGAAUUCCAAAAAAAAGCCUUGUAUUUAUUUGCUGGAUUUUUUUUAGCACUGACACUGCUGAAGUUUGAAUAUAAUGUACAAAGAUGUGUGAUGCCUUUACCUUAAAGCAGCAAUAGCCAGAAAUAAUUACAUCGGUUUAUGUCAAAAAAUUAAACUGAAGAAGAAACCACUGGUGUCAAUUGGAAUUCAGUAUUCACAAUUGAUAACACAGUCUUCAUACUCAUUGCCAAUAAUUCAUGAUCAAUUUUACUUUGGAUGGUUAUUUUGGAACAACUUUUAACAUGUCAAAAUUUAUUUUAUCUAUAAUAGUAUUGCUAGUUUUACAGCAGGCUUGCCUAUGUAGAUCCCAUGCUAUUUGCCACCAAACUGCUUACUGUGCAUGAUUAAAUAAAAAAAACACAAACCAUUUCUACUCACUGAAAAUAGGCCAGUCUUAGUUUAGUACAUUUAAUUUAUUAUGCUCUUCAUGUCACAUGUAGGUUGGUUGCAGUGCUAAUUAAUAUUACAAUAUUACAUGAAUGGUGUAUUAUCCGGGCUGAUGUGUAUGACCCUCAGUUACAUCAUUGUAAAGGAUCUCAGUAGAUAUUUCUCUCCUUCCAGGAGGAUUUCACCUGGAAGCUUUUUUCAAUUUCUGCCAGCUGUCAAAUUACAAUGACUGAAGAAAUCUGUACAUAAAAUACAUUAUAGCAUUUUCCUUAACAUUUUUUGUUCUACAAAAUACCUUCCAGGUUUUACUGUAGAGCUAAUUUUUUUUUGCAGCGAAUGCCUGAAACAAUGAAGACAUACACUUUUGUUCUUUAAUGUCUGAAAGCAUUAACACUGAGAAUUGGUCCCGAAUUUAGCCUGGUGUAGUAAACCAAACUACUCUCAUUCUGUAUUAGGGGUAAGAUCAAAUUUAUUACCCCAAUGGCAGAUGCCCAUUCAGUCCAAGUUAUUUAUCAAGAUACGUAGCUUUGUUUAAGUAUCUAAUGUUAUACAGAGCUUCUCCAAUGCUCAAUAUACUGAUUUUAUUAACUGUUCCUUCUAUAUACAAAUCUAGUUGAUUAUUAAAAGCAACUGGUAACACAUGAUCAUUUGACUUAUUGGUGUCUUUCUGACACAUUCUUGAGCAGAAAUGCACUUAGAAUCUCCAGAAGCUGCAAGGGAAAAGCAUAGGAUUCAAGUCAGUCAGUAUAAACCAUUUUGCAUUCUCAGUUGAGGUGGAAAAAAAUCUAAACACCGAGCCAUUUUAUGAUAGUUAAAAGCAAAAUGGUACAUAUUUGACUGAAAUAUAAGAAUCCUUAGUUAAACAAUUCAGAUCCUCAAAUUGAUCUUGUCUGUUAUGACAAAGACUGGCUUAGUGUAAAAUUGAAUCAAUUUUAUCAAUUCAAUUUUCAAUGAUUAUUUGUAAGCAGGUAGGUGAAGUCAAAUAGGACAGCAAGGUAUGUGGAAGCAUGGUAACUUAAAUACCAUGUACAGCAAUUUUUAAAAAAAUACCAUAUAUUUAGUCACUGCAGAAUUGUUCUUCUGUUAACUAGAUCAACUACUGCCUCCUCUUUGAAUAACUACAAUGAUUUUUGACCUCACCCUCACAAGGUCAAACACAUCUUUUUGCCUCAAUUUUGUUACAUAUUUGUACUGACUGGGUCACAUCUUGGCUUACUAAAGCAUGCAUCUGUCGCUGAACCAACUCGAGCUUUGUGGUUUCCAUAAUCUAGAACAGUUUUCAUCUUAGUGCUUAUAACAUGAAUUUAUUGUGCACUUAUAUAAUUUGGCUUUUACUUCAGAAAGAUGAAAAGUAAAAUAAAAUAUACCUCACAUCACUGGCUUUUAACCCCACUAAGUUACAUUAAUAUGAUAUUAUUUGUUAAAUCUCAUCUUUAAAAUUAGCUCCAGAAAAUACUUUGGCUUUUAUACCAGCAGGAAAUUCACCCGAAAUCAACAGCACCUGCACUCCAUUCACUUCUGCUAUAUAUUCAUUAAUUUACAUCUCUUUGCAUCUGGCCAUGGUUGAUUCUAAAACCCAGCAUUCUAACUGGAAAUUUAAAACCUACUCCAAAACUCUCCCAUGAAUGAAGGAAAGGGUGCUCAAAUCCAGAUUUUAGCAUAUGGCAAUAGCUGUUAGUGGAUAGUAACAGGAUGUGUUUUCAAAUCACAUGAAAUGAGCAGUAAUUAAAUAUACUGCAAUAUCCAUUGUGAUAGAAACCAAAGUGGCACUAUUGUUAUAGUAUAGGUGCUAUGUAUGGUUUAACAGUUAAUAACUGAUAUUAAUUUCUCACCUAAAUCACAUGCUGCAAAUGUAUACAAAUUAAGGCUUGUAGCAAUUCUGAAGUAGAAGGUGAUGCAAGGGAAAACAAAGGGGACAUUGUUUUAAGGUAAGUCGUCCAUUUAUAGCACAAAUACACAACUUGUAAAAACAGAGUUGCUGCUGGUUGAAACAAACAUCGCACUUGUUCCCUAAACUUACUCUUGUUUGUAGAGAAACCUCUUGUGUAUCUCUUGUAUAAAGCUUAAAAUAAAACUUUUUGUGAAAUAAUGAAUUUCAUUAAUUGAGUUGUGCACAUUUUCCAGUGGUUUCACCAAUGUUUUCAACUUGGAAUUGGUCAAUUGUCACUCCCAAUUUUGUAGGUUACUUCCUCACUGGAAAUUGUACUUAAU